Sardina pilchardus (European sardine) is the source of this 2409-nucleotide messenger RNA. RefSeq names its product protein mono-ADP-ribosyltransferase PARP11. The coding region runs from base 758 to 1822 and encodes 354 amino acids. The record is from RefSeq and is a predicted model, not a curated record. Gene Ontology annotation, cellular component: nucleus. Gene Ontology annotation, molecular function: NAD+-protein mono-ADP-ribosyltransferase activity; NAD+ poly-ADP-ribosyltransferase activity. NCBI's taxonomy places the organism in Eukaryota, Metazoa, Chordata, Actinopteri, Clupeiformes, Clupeidae. The transcript has 8 exons.
CAGAGGCUGUUCAGGAAGUGUCCAAGAUCUUAUGGCCGAAGUUUACAGUGAAAUGAAGCUCUCGUCGCUGUUUGGUUUCUUUUGCAGAUUCACGAGUCUUGUCGAUUAAAACGUUUGCGUCAGUGUGUCCGCUUUUGCCACAGCCUUUUGUUAUAUGCAUUCGCGUUGUGCUUUUGUACUUUCGCUCCAGAUAUCCACUGCCAUAUUGUCAGUCACUGCCUUAAUGUUUGACUUAUGUUUUUUUUACAAAUUAUUUAUCUCGCUCCCUCGACCCUGCUCUCUUGCUUGUGCUAACGUUGUCAGUCAACAGCUUUGAGAAGCCAAACCUGCGAAUCCAAACGAAGCGUUGGUUAAUUUAGUUUUCGCUUGGCAAUUCGUUAGGCGUAAGGUGAAUGUCUAAUCUUAUCACUAGCCUACAGUAACACCCUUCGUCUGCUAUCUUUUUUGUUUCAUUUGGACACUAUACGCUCAUUCACACCGUGUGUGUUUGGUUUGUCUCCGUUUUCUUUUCCUCUCCUCCACCUCUGCCUGUCUCUCUCUUGGUCUACGUUGCCGACAACACGGUCAGGCCCAGCAAACAGAGACAAACAGACUUACGGGAAGUCAAACACGCUCAAGGGCAGGGAGGAGUGAUGUCAGACCGUGUUCAUGGAAAACGAGAAUGAGUGUGGAAGCGAAACGGAUACUGACGAGAAGAUCCAGAUGUUUGGAUGACACAGAUGUGACCUGUCAACUGGACAGGUGAUUGGGGGACGGCAUGUUGGCGUCUCCCGGUAGUGUGGCGGCGGUGGCGGAGGCGAUAGCGGUGGCGGAGGUGGAGGCGGCGGCGGUGGCGGCUGCUGGGGGCGGCGAUGACGUGGAGGAGAUGGACACCUCGGAGCCCGACUGGGCCUGGUUCUACCUGGCAGAGUGCGGACACUGGCACAUGUUUGGCACCGAUCCGUUUGCGGCGGCGUCUGUGAACAGCCAUGUGAUCGAACAGAGUUACAACCGGAAUCGCCAUGGCUGCGUGGAGUUCCACACUCACAAAUACGCCUACAGAAUAGACUUUAAAGACAUGAAGCAGACAAACUUGUCCACGGGAAGGCAGCGCGCUGUCAAGAGGGCCCUGCAGUCUGUGACGAGCUUCAGGUCCAUUUGUGAUACCCCUGCAGUACCUGUACCCAGCCACUGGGAGGCAGUAAACUCAACUGAGCCGUACCAGCUCAUCCGUCUCAUCCAAGACAGCCACGAGUUUAAGGAGGUCAAAGAGCUUUACGAGAGAACUAUGAGCAACACCAUCCGCUCCAUCCACCGCAUACAGAACAGCGACCUGUGGGAGUUCUUCUGCAGGAAGCGGGAGCAGCUGCGCCGGAUCAGGAGCGGCGUGGAGGUGCAGGAGAGGAUGCUGUUCCACGGGACGAGCGCGCGGAACGUCCAGGCCAUCUGCAUGUUCAACUUCGACUGGCGGCUCGCCGGGAGUCACGGACACGUCUACGGCAAAGGUUCGUACUUUGCCAGAGACGCCCGGUACUCCAGCAAGUUCUGCGAGGUGUCCCAGACGCACCUCCUCAGCCUCCAGACGCACGGGCUGUCUCCAGCAGCAACAGCGGCGUCUGCGUCUGCGUCUGCGUCUGCGUCUCCGUACCGGUGCAUGUUCCUGGCCCGCGUGCUGGUGGGUGAUUACGCGGCGGGUUCCAGCGCGCUCUGCCGGCCGCCCUCCAAGGACGGCACGCUGACCAACGUCUACGACAGCUGCGUGGACGACGCCGGGCAGCCCAAGAUCUUCGUCGUGUUCGACAGCAACCAGGUGUACCCCGAGUACCUGAUCCAGUUCCACUGAGGACGCCACUCGGGAACUACGCGCACACACACACACACACACACACACACACACACACACACACACACACACAUAUACACACACACACACACACACACACACACACACACACACACACACGCACACACACACACACACACACACACCCACACACAUGCACGAUAACCCCGAGUACCUGAUCGAGUUCCACCGAGAUGCCACUCGGGAACUACGCACACACACACACACACACACACACACAUACACACACACACACACACACACACACACACGCGCGCACACGCACACACACACGAUAACCCCGAGUACCUGAUCGAGUUCCACUGAGACGCCACUCGGGAACUACACACACACACACACACACACACACACACACACACACACACACACACACACACACACACACACACACACACACACACGAGAUGACCAGGACGUGCGCCUGUGACUGAGACUUGUCUCCUGCUGCUGCUGUGCAGGCGACUGCUCCACUCUCCUCUGCUGGAGGAGCAGCUGUGUAAUGGAGACUUUUGUAUUUUGGACCUUCUGGGAUCAUGUAUUAAAAAGAUAUAUUAUGCUGAAUAGGC